AGGCACGCAGCCGCACUCCCAUGCACACCAACACAUCCAAUUCCAGCUACAGCAGCAACAGCAGCAGCUAGACCCCUACCUGCAGCAACAGUACCAGCAACUAACACCGCCGCAGCAGCACUACCAGCAGCAAUACACGCAAGCAGCGCUGCAGCAGAUCGCUACUGCCGCUGCCUCGUUCCGAGGACCCAUGGGUCGUAGCCCCUCCCUGGCUCGCACUGUUUCGCAGCGUACCUCCUUCGCUGCCAUUGAUGACGACGAGGACGAGUACGGCGACGAGGGGGAAGACGAUGGGAGCACCUGGGGUGCCGUACGACGUCCUUUCAAUACCCUGCUUCAGCAUCACCAGUCUAACCAGUCUCGUCUGGAUGCGUCCUCCCUGGGGUCCACCUCCAUGGCUUACUCCUCCUCCUCCCACCACCACAACCACGCGGGAGCAGGAGGCCCCACCGCUAGCUUUGUGGAUGCCCUUUUGAGCGGCAGCAGCGGCGGACGCAUGAGCAGCCGGGUCAGCAUGGCUAGCACCAGCAUAGCCGGCGGCGGAGGCGGGGUCAGUAUCAAUGGCGGCGGCGGAGGAGGCGGCAGCGUAACGGCUGGAAGCGCGCCCGCACCGCCCAUGCUGUCCCGCCUCAGCAGCUUCCGAAGCAACGCCGCGUUGUCACGUCGGGGGAGCAUAUCUGCAUCCGCCGCUGCCGCCGCCGUCGCAGCGGCGGCGGCGACGGCACAACAACAACAACAACAACAGCUACAACAACAGCAAACAGCAGAACACAGAGCCGGUGCCGUACCGGCGUCACCCUUGCAGCACGGCACCUUAUCACGCAUGAGCAGCAGGAGGCACCCGUCCGCUGUUGCUGCAGCGGCGGCGGCGGCGGCGGCGGCGGCUGCCACGUCAGCAGCGCAGCCGGUGUUGCCAGCGGCGCUGCCGCCGGCCUCCGCUGCCAGCCUGAACAAGGCCUGGACGCUGCUGGAAUCCCUCAUGCUGCAGCUCCACGACUCCCAUGCAGUCCGCGCGGACCUCGUCAUGUCUAUGGAGGAGGGACAAGGCGUGACGGGGGCCGCUGGCGGCGGCGGCGGCGGCGGAAGGACCGUGGCGGCGGCGAUGGCGGCGGUGACGGGAUCCGCUGGCGUCGCGGCGUCGCACCACCAUCACCGUCGCGGCGGCAGCGGAGUCAAUCCCGUUGACCGGCUUGUACGGUUGAUGGACGUGACGAUGGGCGACGGAAUGGGUGGUGAGGGUACGGCAGCCGGCGGCGGCGGCGGCGCCGCCAGGGGCGCGGCGACGGCGGCGGCGGCGGUGGAUCUUGCCGUACGGCGCAAUGCGAUGCGGGCUGCCGUGACGGGUGCGCUUCACCCGAAGCACACGGAGCAGGUGCUGUACUUCCUGGCUCGGCUGGCGCUCAUGAUGCAGCAGGACCCCCAGCUCCCCCCCGACGCCGGCUUCCUCCUCGCCGCCGGUCUGGACCUGCUGCUGGGCGAGGUGUCAUGGCUGCUGGCGGUGCUGCGCUGCUGCGCGGGGGCCGCCUCGCCGCACCUGGCGCUGGCGGGGGCGCUGCUGCGCGCGUACGAGGGGCAGCGGGCGCACGCGGAGGGGCUGCAGGCGGCGGUGGAGCGGCUGGAGAUGGCGGCGGAGGAUGCCAUGGACAGGGCCGCCCAGGCCGAGCGGCAGCUGGCUUCCAUCCACUCGCUGCUGCAGCGCGCGGGACACAACGUGAGCGACCUCACCUGCUACAUCAAGGAGCUGGAGCGGGAGCUGGAGAAGCUGAGGGCAAAGAAUGAGCUGCUGGAGGAAACCGUGUCCGAUCUGGAGGGCGACAUGAACCGGGUGGAGGCCGCCCACGCAGCCCGGGGCGCCACCCUCCGCGACGCAGCUCGGCUGGCGGAGGGGUUGCGGGCCGCCCAGCUCUCCCACGUCGCCGACUGCUCCCGAGGCGUGCAAGCCGCGCUGGAGGGCGACUGCAGCGACCCACGGGCCACCCCGCCGCCCGCACCAGCGCUGCUGCCCAAGAGCCCCAAGCACCACCACCACCACCACCAUCAGCGCCACCAAGGGCGAUCCCAAUCCCAUGGCGGAGCCGGAGGAGGAGGAGGAGGAGGAAGUGGGAGUCAUACACCGCACACUCCGCACUCGCCACAUGCAGCAUCUCACUAUGAUGCACAGAUGCAUGCAAGCCAUGGCGGUGCCUCCGCUGCUGCUGCUGCUGCUGCUGCUGCUGGCGGUGGAGGACAUCGUGCAAGCUCCGGACCGCGGUCGUCCUCCUCCUCCUCGGGGCUGCACCAUUCCAACAAGGAGUCCUCCAUCGCGAGUGAGCCCUCCCUGGACCCCUCCUUCUCCCACCUCCACUCCCACUCGCAACCGAAUGCAAGUGCUGGUGGUGGUGCUGGUAACAACAACACCAACAGCAGCAGCAGUAGCAACCCACCACCGGCCUCAAAGCGCCUGUCGUACUUGGGUUCAUCAGACCCCGAUUCGUCCUCUGCUGCGGAGGUCCUCGCCAGCCUGCAUGUCUCAGCUGGCGGCAGCGGCGCCACCAUAACUGACGUGGCCGCCGCCGCCGCCGCAGCAGCAGCAGCAGCUGCCUCGGCCACUGAAGAUGAGACUGACUCGCCCGCUCCCGCCGGCAAGCGGGGUGCUCGAGGGAAAAGCCAGCGCAAGGCCGGGAAAGGCGCCGCUUCGGCACGCAAGGGUGCAGCAGGAACAACAAUCGGCGGUAAGACGAAGGCAGCCUCCGCCGCAGCCACCCCGCCGUCGCCCCCAUCACCGCCGCCGCCGCCAGCGGAGGUGUCGGCGGCG
This is a messenger RNA of Astrephomene gubernaculifera, 2794 nucleotides long. The record is from the annotation of a GenBank genome assembly. NCBI's taxonomy places the organism in Eukaryota, Viridiplantae, Chlorophyta, Chlorophyceae, Chlamydomonadales, Astrephomenaceae.